AUGAGUUUUUUAUGGGAUUGGUUUACUAGUAUUUUAACAACACUUGGUCUACAUAAAAAAAAUGGUAAACUUGUAUUUCUUGGUCUUGAUAAUGCUGGAAAAACAACUCUAUUACAUAUGUUAAAAGAUGAUCGACUUGCUCAACAUGUACCAACUUUACAUCCAACUUCAGAAGAAUUAAUUAUUGGAAAUAUGAAAUUUACAACAUUUGAUUUAGGUGGUCAUAUUCAAGCUCGUCGUGUAUGGAAAGAUUAUUUUCCAGCUGUUGAUGCAAUUGUUUUUCUUGUUGAUGCAGCUGAUCGAAAUCGUUUCGCUGAAACAAAAAACGAACUUGAUGGUUUAUUAACAGAUGAACAAGUUGCUAAUGCACCUAUUGUUAUACUUGGUAAUAAAAUUGAUUUAUCGGGUGCUGCCAGUGAACAAGAACUUCGUUAUGUACUUGGUGUAUCUACAGCAACAACAGGAAAAGGAACUGUUCCUCGUUCGAGUAUAAAUGAUCGUCCAAUGGAAUUAUUUAUGUGUAGUGUAUUAAGACGAGAAGGUUAUGGAGAAGCAUUUCGAUGGGUUUCACAUUAUGAAUGUGAAAUUUGGAAAGCAUCAGAAUGUCCACCAGGACCAACUAAAGAAGAUGAAGAAUUAAUUAAAUCAGAUGUAUAUACAAAAGAACAAUUAUUUGCUUUUUGUGAUGCUGGUAAAACAUAUGUAGAUUGUAUCAAUGAACGUUUACAUUGUUGUGAUAUGCGUGUUGAAUAUUCAACAACAUUAGCAUCACUUGAUGCACAAAUUAAACGUAAUACAUGGCGUCUUGAAAAAUAUUGUAGAGGAAUAAUUGAAACAAAUAUUAUAAAUUAUCGAUGUUUAACAACAUCAGGAUCAUUACUAAGUACAAUAGCACGAUCAACAACAACACCAAUACCAAUAUGUGAUGUUGAAAAAGUUGGUAUAGAAUGUAGUCCAAUUAUUGAACAUCGUGUUUAUUUUGAAAGUCAAUGGUCUGUUUAUGAAAAAGCUAAAUGGUGUAAAGAUAGUUAUGAUUAUUAUAUAUGUGCAUUAUCACAUAUAACAAAUUGUUCAACAAUACCAGUUGUUACUGACAUAGCUCAAUUGACACUUUUUAUGGAUUUUAUAGAAAAAUCUGCUAAUCGUGAAUGUCCCGGUGGUCUAUACGGUUGUGCAGUUAAUGCUGAUAGUGAUAUGCGUUGUCGUGUUGGUGCAAAGUAUUUUCUUGAUAAAAAUGCAUUAACUGAUCAAGCCAUCAUACAUAAAAUAUCAUUGAUUAUUGUAUUUCUGUGUUUCUUGAUUCGAUUGAAUUAA
Molecule: messenger RNA, 1314 nt
Organism: Rotaria sordida
Lineage: Eukaryota; Metazoa; Rotifera; Eurotatoria; Philodinida; Philodinidae
Source: the annotation of a GenBank genome assembly